CAAAAAUCUCUCAAACUCAUCAAAGAAUCUCUCUCUCUAUCUCUCUCGCACACACACACACACACACACACACACCCAAAAAGUUCUCUUGUUCAAGAAAACCUUUAGACUGAUACAAAAAACACAGAUUUGGGGGGACAUUUUUCUGUUCAAUGUGAGAUUUUUUUAUGGUGUUACCAGAAACAGACGAAGUGAUUUAUUUUACCAAGAACUGGGCAUCCUUCCCACUUUGAUGCAAACUGAAGGAGCUCCAGUUCCAGAUCAGUUAUGGCGAUAAGCAGCGGAUGUCUUUUCAAGUGACAACAUGGAGCCGGUCAGACUUGUGCGAGUGUGUUUGACUUUAGUUGUUAUUUUCAGCUGUGGCUGUGGCGCGCACAUCGCAUCAGCACCCACUCUGAAAACGGACCAGGCUUUGUUAAUAUUUCAUAACCGGCUGCCCCAUGAAGUUGAGGUCUUGUACACUUCAGAUUUUUGCUACAAGUGUGUUUACCAGAGUUUGGUCCAUGUGAAAGCCAGCUACAACAAUGUGACUGCAGCCAUCAGCACCAAAUUCCCUUUGAGCUUGCAAGUGGAGUCCAACAAGAGAAAUGCAAUUCUUUGCCGAUGGAAUCAAACCUAUGAGGAGGGUGGUCACUAUUCGGUUUGGAUCCUCAGGUCAGACAAUGCCAGCAUUGCCACCUGUAUUCAUACCGUGGACAGAAAACCUCACAAUUCCUACUUGCCUAUUCUGGUGGCAGCUCUCUCCUUGGCUGUGACUGCUCUUUUAUUUGUUGUUGCGCCCUACAUAUACAGAAAGUGUCGCACGUUGAAAUUUGCAAAGACCAUUUGCUGCCACAGACCCCAGUACUCACUUGACAAUGAUGAAGCGCACGCUAGACAAGCUGAGGACAGUGCCACUAAAGUGAAACACAAACGUCUGCGUUCAUUGGACGCAUUUCGAGGGUUUGCCCUCACAGUGAUGGUUUUUGUCAACUACGGUGGAGGAGGCUACUGGUUCUUCCAACAUGCACCGUGGAAUGGUCUGACUGUGGCUGAUCUCGUAAUGCCAUGGUUUGUCUUCAUCAUUGGGACCUCAGUGGUGUUGGCGUUCAGCUCCAUGCAAAGGAGAGGCGUAGGCCGCCUGCAGCUGCUGCAAAAGAUCACGUGGAGGACUGUGGUCCUGCUGACGCUCGGCUUCUGCUUCCUCAACUACUACCCGCGCGAUGGACCACUGUCUUGGUCGUGGCUCCGGAUCCCAGGGGUUCUGCAGCGCCUGGGCUUCACUUAUUUUGUUUUGGCUCUACUGCAGAUUCUGUGGGGACACAAAGAGAAUCAACAGAAAGGAGGUCACUGGUGGGCCACCAUCCAAGAUGUGGUAUUGUACUGGCCCCAGUGGCUGACCAUGAUCAUCUUGGAGACUUUGUGGCUCUGCAUCACCUUCCUCCUGCCUGUACCCAACUGCCCCACAGGGUAUCUGGGAGCUGGUGGAAUAGGCGAUAAUGGCCUGUACCCCAACUGCACUGGGGGGGCAGCAGGAUACAUUGACAGGUGGAUAUUUGGUGAUAACAUGUACAGGUAUCCUACUUGCAAAGAAAUGUAUCGCACUACUCAACCUUUUGACCCAGAGGGAAUUCUGGGCACAAUCAACUCCAUUGUGAUGGGAUUUCUGGGAAUGCAGGCAGGGAAAAUCAUCAUUUUCUACAAGGGGAGGAACAUCCACAUCCUGUGCAGGUUCCUCGUAUGGGCCACCAUUUUGGGAAUCUCGGCAGCCGUCCUUUCAAAGUGCACGCGAGACGAAGGAUUUAUACCUGUCAAUAAAAACCUUUGGUCAUUGUCCUACGUGACGUGUAUGGGCUGUCUCUCCUUCCUCUUGCUGGCAGGCAUGUACGUUAUCACGGAUGUUAUGGGCUGGUGGGGCGGACAACCGUUCAUAUAUCCAGGAAUGAACUCCAUCUUGGUGUACGUCGGACACUCGCUCCUGGGUUUCUACUUCCCGUUCAGCUGGGAGAUGCGUUUCCAAGGAAACCACUGGGAGUGGCUCUUCCAAAGCCUUUGGGGAACUGCAUUGUGGGUAAUCAUUGCCUACAUGCUGUACAGGAAGAAAUUCUUCCUCAAAAUUUGAACUAAUUCGUUCUGCUGCCUUUACAGUUUGUUGAAUUCUCUAUUUUCUUCCAAUAUCUGCAAUUCAAAUCUUGAGCUGUGCUUGUGUAUAAUGGCGGUUAUCCAAGCUUGUGUACAUAAAUAAUUAUUUUGAUGUUUCACUGUUGUCCAAAACUGUGUAUCAACCACAUUCUGCUUAAGGCCUUGUCAAACUAAAAACAGCAAGACUUUUCAGGCACUUAUUGACUUGAAUGAAUAACUUGAUAAUUAAUGAUUAAACUCAGUUAUUUCAGUA
Molecule: messenger RNA, 2374 nt
Organism: Hippocampus zosterae (dwarf seahorse)
Lineage: Eukaryota; Metazoa; Chordata; Actinopteri; Syngnathiformes; Syngnathidae
Exons: 19
Coding region: 305-2101 (598 amino acids)
Source: RefSeq, a predicted model, not a curated record